AUGGCACCCAGUCGUAUCAUCCGAGGUCUUAACAAUCCAGGCAAGAAAAUCAAGCCGGUCACGGAACUACAACGGCAGUUAGUCAAAAGACAACGCAAAAAUCUGGCGCAUACAGAGGUUUCUGAUGCCAAACGCCUGAAAGAACUGACUGAAAGAUCCAACGCCACAGCAGGCGACGCUGUACCCAUCCACCCGCUUGAUCCUCUCAUUGACCACGACCUAUAUGAUUUAGCUCCUGAGGAAGCGGACGAGCUUCCAGAUGAAGAGCCGGACGAAAUUGACAUGGAUCACUUCAUGCGACAUCAUGGUCGAGCCGUUUUGGACCCCGCCUUGGCACGGGAACGUCAUUUGGCGGACCGUCUGGCCCACGAGAAUCGUUGGACAUGGCAGUACGCAAUGAUGCUACCAACGUUUCUUCGCUGUCGGUCAGAAACUUCGAACUGGGGAAAAGAGGCCAAAUGGAACAAAGAUCUUCGGCCGCAAUGUGACUGCCCAGCGCGUACCGAGAGAGAAGUCGAUCUAAUUGAUUUACACACUCGCCGUCGGGUCAACGUCUCCUUUUGCAAGAGAUGUGAUUUCUCGGAUCCGACUCGCCUACUGCAAAUGGGAUACAUGGCCGCGUCACCAAAGAUCCCCCGCACGGCAUUUUCUUUGCGGCUCCUUGUUCACUAUCACACCAUCUGGUUACGCUGCGCGACGCCAAUUGCAGGCUUUUGUGAAGCUCUCGACGACGUCCUAGACGACGAUAACCCUGUUAUCACCACUCCUAGCGGCCAACCUCGAGACUGGCGACUUCCAUUCACCGCCGCUGUUGGCGCUUACCGUGCCAUCAAUAUCCAGAUAAAUAAGAUUGAGAACGAACGUCUUCGACUAAGCCAACUUGGCAUCCUGGCAGCCAACUGUCCCAAGUGCUUCGGACCACCGAUUGGUAUAUCGUCACCUGAAGACCCACGAGUCAUCAUAUGCCUUGAUGGCAAUUUCCAGCACAAAAGGCAUGCAUUGGCCAGUGUGCCUAUUCCAGGAUUCAACCCUCCACGCCCUGACCUAUUCUUAGACCCAAAGCUAGUAGACGCCAAGCGACGAUUUAUGGGGCAUACCCAAGAAGAGGGAGGGGAAAUGAACCAAGCUGGUGAGUUAUGUUCAAAGGUCAACUGUUUAGCAGCAUUGAUAGCUGAAUCUUUGUCUUUCCUGGUAGCACACACGAAGAAGUACCAGGCUGAGCUACACAAAGCCAAGUCUGCACUGGCUAAACAUCAACAGGCGAACCAAAUGCAUACUUAUGAUUAUUUUGAGGCACAGUGGGCGCGGCAGCGCGAGUUGCAGCUUCAAGCUAUCAACGUGAGAACCAAAGAGAAACGUGCGAGAUUAGAGGUGUUGGUGCGACUCGAGGAGCAGCUGCUUGAAGCACGCAACGAGCUCGAUGAGAUGAACGCCACCAAUGCUCCAAUAAGAACAUUCGAGCAACGCAAUGACUUACUCCGCUUGCCAAUGUCAUUGGCCAGUCUUGAGAAAAAGGUCCACGAAUUGGCUGAAGAAUUUGGGAACACGGAAUUAUGGAAUGCUCGAAAAAAAACCGACAAUCGGCUCAAAGCAGCGCUUACCGUGCAAGUCGCGCUGGGAUUCCUCUAUGAGGCAAAAUACGAUGCCAUUCAACAGGUUGCUGAUGCAGCAACCAAAACCGCCAACUACAAUGCUCGCUUCCGGCCUGCUGUUCGGCUACGUGUGCCGACGUUCGAUGAGAUCAUGAAUAUGGAUCUAUUAGAUGACUUCUGGGACGAGGCAGCGCUGAACCAUCCUGACGAGCCUUGGGCGACUUGCCAGGCCACCAAGGAUGGGAUCAUUGCCGUUAGAAAUCUUAGGUCAUCAGAAGAAGAACUUGCCCGUUUGGGGCGCGAAUCCCGGCAGCUGAUGCUUUGGGGAUUAGACUACCAAGCCCGUGUGGACGCAUCCAAGCCCAACGACGGCGAUGUUCGUGUGCUGGAAUGGCAGUCUAUCCAUAGAGGCCUUGUGAAACAUACGAGCCGUCUGUGGAGAAAAUGGGGAGCAGGUGGUGGAGGCUUGCAGGAGGUACUCCACAGCACAGCAAAAUUUGUUAUAGGUAGUGCUGAGCUCGAUGAGGGCCUCUUUGGAGAAUGGCAAGCAAUGGUAUCUCGCUCAUCUGCAAUAUGGGGUGAGAGAAUGGGGGUUCAUGUAUUUUGGGGGGAAGAAGUAGUUGAUGAAUUUGAAAUGCUAGUGCAUAACAACAUCGAGGAUGAUGAGUUGUUUUGA
This is a messenger RNA of Melampsora larici-populina 98AG31, 2268 nucleotides long. RefSeq lists its product as uncharacterized. Bases 1 to 2268 code for a protein of 755 amino acids. The transcript is spliced from 9 exons. Lineage: Eukaryota; Fungi; Basidiomycota; Pucciniomycetes; Pucciniales; Melampsoraceae. The record is from RefSeq and is a predicted model, not a curated record.